AUGUCAAGAAGGAAGAUUGGGGGUGGGAGUCAUGCGUUUGACUUAUUGCAAGCGUAUGAUGACCAUAGAGAAAUUAAAGAUCAAUUGAUUAAAGAUAUUGAACAGAAUACAGUACCGAUGGAAGAUGAACGUCAUGGUGUAGAAACAAAAACUGGAGAUUCAGAGCAAGAUACACAAACUGUAAAAUUACUGGAAGAAAUAAAAAUGUUGAGAAACACCAUUGAGAAAAAAGAUGCAGAGAUACUCAAAUUGAAUAGAGUAAUAAACGAAUACGAAGAGAAUAAGAUGUUGGAAUUACUUCCACCACGAUCGUUAUCGAGGAGUAAACGUGGUGUCGAUGAAAGUAAAUCUGUAACUGAUAUAGAAGAAGGUAAGCCAGGGUUGCCUAGUAACGAUUUGGAUUUCCACAGUCCUGCUACUUCAGUAGCAUACACAACAUCUAGAAUCACUAUCACAUCACCAACAAAAAUUAAGUCUGACUCAAAAAAUACAAAUGCAUUACAAUCGUCAUCUAAUAAUAAUAACAAUAACAAUAGUAAUAAUAGGAGUAAUAAUAAUCAGCAUCAGCAUCAGCAUCAGCAUCAUGACGGCACAAUUGAAUUCACGCCAACUUCAAAACAACAAUUAACUAGCUUCAAUGAUCUGUUAGUGAAAUCAUUUGAUGGAGAAGUACCAGCCAUAUCGAAGAAUGUCAAUGAUAAUAAUAACGACGGUAUGGAAAUUGACGAAGACAUAUCUGAUGCCGGCACUCCAGAUGCAUUGCCUCAGCCUUUUUUCAAUAGACUUCAAAAAACUGAACAACCACCAUUGCCACCACAAGAUGAACAAAUGUUGCUCACACCAAUUCGAACUAGUUUCAAAUUUGAUGAACCAAAAUAUGACGGAACCAAUGAGUCUGUAGAAUUAAGUUCACCCAUAGUUGUGGGCAGUGAUAUUAAGAACGAGUUGGAGGAUUCGAUUAGAUCUUUAGAGGACUCAGAAGGCACGACGACGAUCAAUGAGAACUAUCAAAUACAAAUUAAUGAUAGUAAUAAUAUUAAUGGCAAUUCAACAAGAGAACCAUCACUUACCAGUGUACUAUCAUCUUCUAGCAACAAUAUUGUAACCAACGGUAGAAUCAAUAGCGUCAAUAGUGCGAACAAGUACAGAAAUCCUUCGAAUGAAGCAACUCCGAAUAGAAACAUAAGCAAUAGCCGUAUUAAUACAGCUUUAUCGAAUCAAAUAAACUCGCCAAAUAGUUUUGUUAAUACUCCUAUUAGUGUAAUCAAAUCCGACAUUCCGUUGUUCAUACAACCAAAUGAUUUCCAUACCAUUGAUCCAAUCGUUUUAACAACAUUGUAUUUUAAUGAAACUAACGAAAAUUUUUGCCUAGUUAGUGUUGUUGAUAAAUCAUCUCGAAAAGAAAUGUUUAAGUUUAAGAAAACUAUUGAACAAAUUUAUGAGUUGGAUUCAUAUUUGAAAUCAACCAUCUCUGUAUAUUCAUUACAAGAAUUACCAAUGUUACCAGAAAAGCAUAGUUUUAACAAUUAUAUUCCAGCCAAAGUAAAUGGAAGAUUGGAUACCUUAAAUGAUUAUUUCAAGACAUUAUUCCAAACUAAUAAUUUGCCAAACAAUGCAAUUAUUAAAAUUUUACAGUUUAUAAGUACAGAUACCUUUAUUCCACCAUUAUCUGUUGAUGAUAUGAAUUCGUCGUCGUUAAUGAAAGAUGGUGUUUUAAUUGUAAGGAAAUCAAAAACUUUGGGGACAGGAAUAAACUGGAGAUUAAGGCAUGCACAAUUACUCAAAGAUAUGUUACUAUUAUGUAACCAAAGAAAUUCACAAGUAUUGGAGUCAAUCAAAUUGAAACAAGCUACCAUUGAAUUGAUGCCUAACUUACCAGACGACAAAUUUGGAACAAAGAAUGGUUUCAUAAUAACAGAGCAGAAAAAAUCAACUUUAUCAAAUCCAAACAAAUAUUAUUUAUGUACAGAGAAACCUAAGGAAAGAGAGACUUGGGUUCAGGUAAUCAAUAAGUUGCUAAUGGAUGUUGACUCUUCGGGUGCAUCAUAUAACGGCAAUACUAUUGACAAUAAUAAUGACAAUAAUAAUUAUACCAAUAGUACUAACAUCAGUGCUAAGAGUUCGAUGCAGAAAGUGUCGAACAUGAGAAGCAUUACACCUGUCUCAAGAACUUCUGAAAAUUCUUCAGAGCAUAUCUAUGUAACAGAUUUGACAUUAGACAAUAAAACUUUCAACAAUAAAGAAAAUGAUUCGAAUCUUGUUAAUACCGAAUCAUCGAAUGGUAGCCCAUUAGAAAAUAAAAAAAUAGUAACAGAAUUAGAAAUUUGUUCCCAUUCAAAAAAAACAGCACCAAACGGUAAUGAUGAUGAAAAUCUGAACAAGCCAAGCACCAGAAAUUAUCCAUCUGAUGUUAAGUUUUCAGAUUCAUCAAUUAAUAAUGCUUUAGAAGCGAUGACUUUAGGUAGUUUAGAGAAAAGUGAUUCUGGCUCUAAUUUUAAUAGUUCGUUUGGAACACGUAACCUAGUGUUUGGAAAUUCGUUAGAUGCUUGUAUAGCGCUAAGUUCGAACACUUACCAAGGACAAUAUGUUAUUCCAAGUGUGUUCUUCAGGUGCUUGGAGUAUCUAUACAAAAAUAGAGGGUUACAAGAAGAAGGUGUCUUCAGGUUAAGUGGUUCAAGUUCAUUAAUUAAGCUGCUACAAGAAAAAUUUGAUAAGGAAUAUGACGUUGAUUUAUGUAACUUUGAUCCUAGCACAAUUGGUGACGGUACAAUUGCAACAAGAAAUAUUGACGUUAACACAGUUACUGGUAUAUUAAAAUUAUAUCUAAGAUCUUUACCGCAUUUGAUAUUUGGUGAUUCUAAUUAUCAAACUUUCAAAAAUAUUGUCGAUGAGAAUUAUAAUAAACCAUCAAUCAUUGCACAAGAAUUUAGAAAUGUUAUAAACAGUGGAUCAGUACCCGACACCAGCAUUGCAAUGAUGUAUGCUUUAUUCGAAUUAUUGGUUAGAAUCACUCAAAACAAUAAAAUCAACAAGAUGAAUUUAAAGAAUUUAUGCAUUGUAUUUUCACCUACUUUAAAUAUUCCAAUUAAUAUACUACAACCAUUUAUUGUUGAUUUUGGGUGUAUUUUCAAAAAUGAAGAACCUGUACCAGAUUCUGAAAGAAGUGAAGUUGAUAUUCAUAUACCACAAUUAUAA
Messenger RNA from Tetrapisispora phaffii CBS 4417, 3195 nucleotides. RefSeq lists its product as uncharacterized. NCBI's taxonomy places the organism in Eukaryota, Fungi, Ascomycota, Saccharomycetes, Saccharomycetales, Saccharomycetaceae. Gene Ontology annotation, cellular component: cytoplasm. Bases 1 to 3195 code for a protein of 1064 amino acids. The transcript has a single exon. Gene Ontology annotation, molecular function: phosphatidylinositol binding. Gene Ontology annotation, biological process: signal transduction; regulation of GTPase activity. The record is from RefSeq and is a predicted model, not a curated record.